AUGUAUGGAGGAGUUCCUGAUCAGAACCAACAGUAUUAUCAACAGGCUUCUAGUCUGCAGAACGACUACUCACCUAAUAGGAACACGACCUUUUCUGAACCAAAUCCAGCAAUGUUUAGCUCGAACUACAUGAAGCAACAAGACUCGCAGCAUUCGCUUCAGCAGCAACAACAGCAACAAGCAUACCACCAACAACAGCAGCAUCAACAACAGAUGCAUCAGCAGAUGCAUCAGCAGCCCCAAGUUCAUGGUAACAAUAACAAUCAGCUUUUCUCUAAUGGAGGUUUCACCGAUGUUCCAAACCUGAACUAUCCUGCCACACCGCCACCUACCCAGAGUAUCUACUCUCAUAACAAUAAUUCCAAUUCUAAGGUGUACCAAACAGCUCCGAACGCAUCGCCUGGCCAAUUUUCGGUGAAUAGUGAUUCGGGACUGUAUAUUCCACCCACAGUUCAAAAACAACAGCAGAAUAUGCAGCAGAGCCCUGUUAGAUCAGUACAACAACAGCCUUCUUCGUCUCCCUUUGCUCAAAGCCAGGUGUCAUCCAGACCGCAGUCACCUCAACACAGUCAAUACCAAGUUCAGUACCAGCAGCAACAAGCGGCCCAACAACAGCAACAACAACAAAUGGCCCAACAGCAAGCUCAACAACAACAACAGCAGCAACAACAGCAACAACAGCAACAACAGCAACAACAGCAACAGCAACAACAGCAGCAACAACAACAGAUUGGUAUAGGAAAUAAUUACUUGUACUUCGAAAGAAGACCUGAUUUGCUAACCAAAACUACCCAGGAUAAAGCUGCUGCCGUGAAGUUGAAAAUAGAAAACUUCUAUCAAAGCAGUGUUGGCUAUGCUAUUGAAAGAAAUCAAAGAAGAUUGGAAUUGGAAUCUGAGUUAGCAUCUCAAGAUUGGUCUGAUGAGCGUAAAAGCAGACAGCUUGCUUCUCUGGGUAAGAAAGAGUCGCAAUUCUUAAGGUUGCGUAGAACUAGACUCUCAUUGGAUGACUUCCAUUCCGUUAAAGUUAUUGGUAAGGGUGCAUUCGGUGAAGUUAGACUAGUUCAAAAGAAGGACACAGGUAAAAUAUAUGCUAUGAAAACGUUACUAAAAUCAGAAAUGUACAAUAAAGACCAACUAGCUCACGUUAAAGCCGAAAGAGACGUGUUGGCUGGUAGCGAUUCUCCUUGGGUUGUCUCAUUAUAUUAUUCCUUCCAAGAUUCACAAUAUUUAUACUUGAUUAUGGAGUUUUUGCCUGGUGGUGAUCUAAUGACAAUGUUGAUCAGAUGGCAAAUCUUCACUGAAGAUGUUACCAGAUUUUACAUGGCAGAGUGUAUUCUUGCCAUUGAGGUCAUUCAUAAAUUAGGCUUCAUUCACAGAGAUAUUAAACCGGAUAAUAUCUUGAUAGAUAUAAGGGGUCAUAUCAAGUUAUCUGACUUCGGAUUAAGUACUGGGUUCCACAAAACUCAUGAUUCAAAUUAUUACAAAAAACUUUUACAAGAAGAUGAAGCCAAAAAGCAACAGCAACAGCAACAGCAACAGCAACAGCAACUAAACCUGCAGAAACCUCAGAUUCCAAAUGAAACAUCUAAUACAAACAGAAAUACGAUGCUUGUUGAUGCUAUUCAUUUGACUAUGACCAACAGACAACAGAUGCAAACGUGGAGAAAAUCUCGUAGAUUGAUGGCAUAUUCUACUGUUGGUACACCUGACUAUAUCGCUCCAGAAAUUUUCCUGUACCAAGGGUACGGUCAAGAAUGUGAUUGGUGGUCUUUAGGGGCUAUUAUGUACGAAUGUCUAAUCGGCUGGCCUCCAUUCUGUUCUGAAACACCUCAGGAAACCUACCGUAAAAUCAUGAAUUUCGAACAAACGCUACAAUUCCCAGAUGAUAUCCAUAUAUCAUAUGAAGCAGAGGACUUGAUUAGAAGAUUAUUGACUCAUUCCGAAAACCGUUUGGGUAGACAUGGUGGUGCAGACGAAAUUAAAGCUCACCCAUUCUUCAAUGGUGUGGACUGGAACACGAUCAGACAAGUCGAAGCUCCAUACAUUCCAAAACUAUCAAGUGUUACAGACACAAGAUUCUUCCCUACGGAUGAACUAGAAAACGUUCCAGAUUCUCCAGCAAUGGCACAAGCUGCAAGACAAAGAGAGCAAAUGAUGAAGCAACAACAAGGUGUUCCACAAUCCAAUGCUAAGGAAGACUUGCCUUUCAUUGGUUACACGUACUCCAGGUUCGACUAUUUGACAAGAAAGAAUGCCUUAUAG
This is a messenger RNA of Kluyveromyces marxianus DMKU3-1042, 2262 nucleotides long. It is a transcript of the gene CBK1, whose product is annotated as serine/threonine protein kinase CBK1. Gene Ontology annotation, molecular function: ATP binding; protein serine/threonine kinase activity. The transcript has a single exon. Gene Ontology annotation, biological process: intracellular signal transduction; peptidyl-serine phosphorylation. Bases 1 to 2262 code for a protein of 753 amino acids. Lineage: Eukaryota; Fungi; Ascomycota; Saccharomycetes; Saccharomycetales; Saccharomycetaceae. The record is from RefSeq and is a predicted model, not a curated record.